AUGUCAUCAGACUCUGAGAUGGCUGUCUUUGGGGAGGCAGCUCCUUACCUCCGGAAAUCAGAAAAGGAGAGAAUCGAGGCUCAGAACAAGCCUUUUGAUGCCAAGACAUCCGUCUUUGUGGUGCAUCCUAAGGAAUCCUUUGUGAAAGGGACAAUCCAAAGCAAGGAAUCAGGGAAGGUCACUGUCAAGACUGAAGGUGGAGAGACUCUGACAGUGAAGGAAGAUCAAAUCUUUGCCAUGAAUCCUCCUAAGUAUGAUAAAAUCGAGGACAUGGCCAUGAUGACCCACCUCCACGAACCCGCUGUGCUGUACAACCUCAAAGAGCGUUAUGCAGCCUGGAUGAUCUACACCUACUCGGGUCUCUUCUGCGUCACUGUCAACCCCUACAAGUGGCUGCCAGUGUACAACCCCGAGGUGGUGUUGGCCUACCGAGGCAAGAAGCGCCAGGAGGCCCCUCCACACAUCUUCUCCAUCUCUGACAAUGCCUAUCAGUUCAUGCUGACUGAUCGUGAGAACCAGUCAAUCCUCAUCACUGGAGAAUCUGGUGCAGGGAAGACUGUGAACACAAAGCGUGUCAUCCAGUACUUUGCAACAAUUGCAGCAAGUGGGGAUAAGAAGAAAGAGGAGCAGUCUGGCAAAAUGCAGGGAACGCUUGAGGACCAAAUCAUCAGCGCCAACCCGCUGCUGGAGGCCUUUGGAAACGCCAAGACAGUGAGGAACGACAACUCCUCACGCUUUGGUAAAUUCAUCAGAAUUCACUUUGGUGCCACAGGAAAACUAGCUUCUGCUGAUAUUGAAACAUAUCUGCUGGAGAAGUCCAGAGUCACUUUCCAGCUCAAGGCAGAAAGAAGCUACCACAUAUUUUAUCAGAUCAUGUCCAACAAGAAACCAGAGCUCAUAGACAUGCUUCUCAUUACCACCAACCCAUAUGACUACUCAUUUGUGAGUCAAGGUGAGAUCACUGUUGCCAGCAUUAAUGACCAGGAGGAGCUGAUGGCUACAGAUAGUGCUAUUGACAUCUUGGGGUUCACUGCUGAUGAAAAAACAGCCAUUUACAAGCUGACAGGAGCUGUCAUGCACUAUGGCAACCUAAAGUUUAAGCAGAAACAACGAGAGGAGCAGGCAGAGCCAGAUGGCACAGAAGUCGCUGACAAAGCUGCCUACUUGAUGGGUCUCAACUCAGCAGACCUGCUCAAGGCCCUCUGCUACCCCCGAGUAAAGGUUGGGAAUGAAUAUGUGACCAAAGGUCAAACUGUGCAACAGGUGAACAAUUCAGUAGGUGCCCUCGCAAAGGCUGUCUAUGAAAAGAUGUUCCUGUGGAUGGUUGUUCGUAUCAACCAACAGCUGGAUACCAAGCAGCCCAGACAGUACUUCAUUGGUGUCCUGGACAUUGCUGGCUUUGAGAUCUUUGAUUUCAAUAGCCUGGAACAGCUGUGCAUCAACUUCACCAAUGAGAAACUGCAACAGUUCUUCAACCACCACAUGUUCGUGCUGGAGCAGGAGGAGUACAAGAAGGAAGGAAUUGAAUGGACAUUCAUUGACUUUGGGAUGGACCUGGCUGCCUGCAUUGAGCUCAUUGAGAAACCCAUGGGCAUCUUCUCCAUCCUGGAAGAGGAGUGCAUGUUCCCCAAGGCAACUGACACCUCUUUCAAGAACAAGCUCUAUGAUCAGCAUCUGGGCAAGUCCAGCAACUUCCAGAAGCCCAAGCCUGCCAAAGGCAAGGCUGAGGCCCACUUCUCCCUGGUGCACUACGCUGGUACAGUGGAUUACAAUAUCACUGGAUGGCUUGAGAAGAACAAAGACCCCCUGAAUGAAACUGUCAUUGGGUUGUACCAGAAAUCAUCUGUGAAGACAUUGGCUUUACUUUUUGCCUCCUAUGGUGGAGCUGAAACAGAGUCUAGUAGUGGUGGUGCUGGUGGUGGAAAGAAGGGUGGGAAGAAGAAGGGUUCGUCUUUCCAGACUGUCUCAGCUCUUUUCCGGGAGAACCUAAACAA
Molecule: messenger RNA, 1994 nt
Organism: Eurypyga helias (sunbittern)
Lineage: Eukaryota; Metazoa; Chordata; Aves; Eurypygiformes; Eurypygidae
Product: myosin heavy chain, skeletal muscle, adult-like
Exons: 16
Biological process (GO): vesicle transport along actin filament; actin filament organization
Cellular component (GO): myosin complex; cytoplasm; actin cytoskeleton
Molecular function (GO): microfilament motor activity; actin filament binding; ATP binding
Source: RefSeq, a predicted model, not a curated record